Symbiodinium necroappetens is the source of this 1803-nucleotide messenger RNA. NCBI's taxonomy places the organism in Eukaryota, Dinophyceae, Suessiales, Symbiodiniaceae. The record is from the annotation of a GenBank genome assembly.
GGACUUUCGGCCAAGCUGGUCGAUGUCUUUCACACCGAGCAGCACCGGCUUGGAAGACCUCCAAAGAUUGUGGAUCUUGGCUGUGGCCGUGGCUCGCUGGUGGGGGAGCUUCGAGCUUGGGGCCAUCUUGCCGUCGGAUUGGACGCAAACCCACUGUUGACGGCCACGCUGAACGAGUAUGGCAUGGUCGCCGACCUGACCGAAAGUAACUUGAGCUUCACUAUCCGGACAGCCCAUCCCCGCUGUAAUUUUCGCCCGCACGUUUACAGACAUGCCACGGGCUUCGAGUUUGAGGAUGCCGGGCAAUCUCUUGGCAACGUCGCGGACAUGGAUCCCAGAACAGAGUCCCAAGCCAAUCCUCUAGCCUGGGUAUACUGGAUCAACUAUGUCGCUGGACGCUGCUGUGGUCAACUCGCUUGCGUUGGCUUCGACACGAAGGGCCUGCUGAAGUGGAAGCUUCCAGCCAGAGAGACUUGGAAAGUCAGCGAGCAGGUCUGGCUCUACGAGAAGUACCCCUCGGUCCCAGAGCCCGAUCAGGCCCAAGUUCAGAACCCCUUUAAGCACGGCCCUGGAGCUCUGGUUCCGGUUGCGGAGGGAGAAGAGACCAUGGACUGGGUCAUCUCUCUGGAUGUGGGCGGACAGAUCCCGGCGGAGUCUCAGUCCAUUUUCCUGCAGAACUUGCGCAGACUGGCCGGCCAGGGAAUUAUUCUGAGCUGGGAUCCAGUGAGAAGGCCGCCUGUGGAAGAGAUCGAGGCCUUGGGGUUCAGGCGGGAUGAGGAGCUGGAGGAUCACUUGCGGCUUUUCGCAGGCAUUGGCCUCAGAGCUUAUCUCAGCCAAACCCUACUUGCCUUCCGGUCACGACGUGGCCCAUCAAAGCGAUGGCCGUCCGCGCGCUGCCACCUGCGGCCACGGAGUCCGAACCAUCUCUGUGCGCCGUUGCUCACCUUCGGGUGCCUGGAUGCCGAGCGCAUCUGGAUACGCGGGCAUUGUGCGGGUGUCUUCCAACGUUUCAGUUCGUCUGAGAUGACCGGUGCUUUCGAGGAAGCGGAGUGCUUGCUGACCACAACCAGUAUACAGGGAUAUGAGGAAUGCAAGCUCGCAGAGCCUCCGUCCACUGACCAGCCAGCUUUGGACCUGGAUGGUCCAGGACACGUGCCAGAGGAGAAAGCCGCCUUUGACUGUUUCAGCGGCUCAGUUCCAUACGAAGCCUUCUGGAACCUUCAAGGUCUGUUCAUGACGAGCAUGUUCGACAGUGCCGACCCGCUCGUUCGACACGACGAGGGUAUCUGGGACACAGAGAUGUGUGGGACUCUGGCGGUGGCUUUAAAAAUCUACAGGCUGGUUUGGGCACCCUGGGACCACUUCGUCUCCAGGCUCCAGCGAGUUUGGAGGAGCGAGGUUCGGUUCCUGCUGACAGCUUGGGAUUGGCAGAGGCCUCCGCACACGGGUUGGGGCUGCUUGAUGGCCUCCGUUCUUCGGGCUGCCGCUCGGCGCAGUGCGGCUCUUGCAGGGCCCAGGAAGAGGGGGCGUCCGCUGCAAAGCGCUGCACUUCGCCUUCGGAGCUCGUGUUGGUCCCGCUGGUCCGGGAAGAAAUGCGAGGAGGCAAUGCAACAGACCAGGAAGGUUAUGUUGCGCGUUUACGGGCGACUUCGCAGACAGCCUUUCCUGGAAGCGUUGCAGGAUGGCCGAAAGCUUUGGAGGGUGCUUGCCGCCAGACGUCACCCCGACGGCAGAAAGUGCAACGAGAUCAGGGCUCAACCGUUUCGUCGAUACCUUCAGAGGCUGGCCGCGCUGCCCUACUAG